GAGGAAUAAUUACGGGUAGUGUAGGCGAAGAAUAGAGGUCUCGAACUCGCAACUAUUGUUGCAGUUCAACAACACCACCGCCUGGUUGUGUAGUACAUGCUCUCUUGUCAUCCCGUCAUCCUGCCUAAAUUCCCGCAAUCCCCGCAAUCCCCGCUCGUCUUGCGGCGGGCUAAGGCGGAGUAAAAAAACCUUAAGAGAUCGCCCGGUCCCCGGACUUUCCUCACUUUCCUCACUUUCGUCCCAGCUUGCUCCAUCCCUCUCUCCGCUCCUCUGCAUUCCCACGCCCCACCUGUGCAGGCCGCCAUUUGUCUUGGGCAUGGAGCGACCCCAAGAUGAUCAUGGGCGCGAAAGACCCGAGUCCAACACGUCUCUUGGUGACGACAAGGGAACCCCAGCGUGUCAGUCGUGUCGAAAACGGAAGCUGAAAUGCUCACGAGACAGCCCAUUGUGCGCGCAAUGUGCGAGACUAGGUUGUACGUGUCGGUAUGAUCACAAUAAGCAAAAACCCGGCAUCAAAAGUGGUGCGAUUGAGAGCUUAAAUCGAAGACUAGAGUUCUUAGAGAAACUCCUUCUCGAUGGUGGGGGGAUUCCAAAGGUUGGCCUAGUGCCUAGUGAUCAACCUGGCUGUGUCUACCAUGCAUCUUUAUUGCUUGCAAAGGAGUUAGAAGCCAAUGUCAAGAAUCCUGGAAGUGGCUUCACGUCUGGUGUAGACGUUUCUGAUGGUUCUUCCCACCGAAACUGCCUGCAAGAAACCGAAUUUGUAUUUGGCGGAGGAGAUCAAACUCCUUCAAGUACGCGGCCUUCAAAAAAACGCAAGGGAGAUCAUAAUCAAUGUGAACGUGACUUAUUAGAAAGAAACUGGAACAAUGCAGAGGAUAUACGCCCAUCUUUAUUGCCCUCAGUCAGGGUACUGAAUCUUGUUGUUGAUGUUUUUUACUCAACCAUUCAUCCUUGGAUACCCUUCAUUCAUCUGGACCGGUUUAGGGAACAAUUCAAUGACGCAGCGAGGCGUCCUGAUCUUGAGAUAAUAUUACAUGCUAUGGUAUUUGCAACAAUGAAGUAUCUCAAGGAAGCAGACACAAAUAUGGAGCAAUCUGAAAUCGCUAGUCAGGUCCAGAUGUCUCGGAACGUCGUGAUGCUUAUUGCCACAGACCGCAUGUCACUUCACAACAUUCAAGCUCUGAUUAUUGUGGCUUUUCAUGACAUUGGUUCAGGGAAUAUCUCCCGGGCUUGGCCUAUCAUAGGGUCAUUAACAAGAAUAGUAGAGUACCUACAGCUGACUGUUGAAGCCGACGAGACGCUGCACUAUUCUCUUUUGACACCACUUGUAUUACUUGACAAGCCUUUGGAUUGGACCGAGUCCGAGAAUAGGAGAAGAAUUUUUUGGAAUGUCUUCCUCCUAGACAGAUAUUGCUCCAUUACGACAGGCUGGAAUACGAGUUUCACGUCUGAUGAUGUUCGCCGGAGAUUGCCCUGCGAUGGUGGGCUAUGGCAACACAGAGAGGAAGCGGUAGUGACUCCAUUCUUCGGAAUAUGGAAUAAAUCGGCUGCGACGAUUGGAAAUUCCAUUGCAUACAUGCCAGUACAUUAUUCCAGUCCGGAUCAUCCAGUUGAUCACAGAAGCCCCAAUGGAAUUUCCGACUUUGGUCCUGUGGAUAGAUCGAAGUUGGGGGCAUUCGCCUAUCACAUCGAAGCAACAGAAUCUUUGAGUCAGGUUACAACAUUCUUCCUACAACAAAAAGUCGACUUUCGAAAUCGACAAGAGGCUGGAAGCUGGCUAACACGGUUCAAAGAGCUCGAUCUCCGGCUCGUGCACUGGAAAAUGUUUCUUCCUCAGAAAUGGAAGGACUCGAAUAUCUCCCGUGACAAGGCGUUCAUUAACAUGGACCCCAAUCUCACUCUUGCGCACAUCACACAUAAUACUUCGAUGAUUCUCCUCCACCAACACAUCGCAUAUCCUCCCCUAGAAUGGGCAGAGCUGAUCCGGCUUCCGAGCUCAUGUAGUGCAGGAACAUGCGAGUCUGCGGCAAUAGAGACAGCAUCCAUUAGCGAAAAGUAUCUCAAGUAUACAGACAUUGGGGUCGUAAGCAGCCAAUUCGCACUCUGUGCCUUUGUCGCCGCCCGAGUUCUCUUGGUUCAUUGGCAAUACUAUCAAACCGCCCUCCACCCCGAAUUCUUCGGCCUCCUUGCUAGCAUCGAAAAUAUGUCCGCGCGCUGGCGCGGCAUUUACCCUGAGGUCGACAUGGCCGGCCAAUACGUCCUCUACCUGCAAACCCUCCAUCGACAGUGUACCGACUCUCCCGACUUCCGUAUGGAUGCUAAUCUCAGCAAGCUCUUGCCUCCCAUGGUGCUGCAGAGCUCGCCGGGCUCCUCUGUGCCCUCGCCAUCAUUGGCUGAGGGUUUGGCGCCAAAAUACCGCUUUCAGAGACAGAACAACAGCGUACAGUCGCAAGCACAACCAGACUCCGCACAGCGGACUCAGAAUCCCCAAUCCCAAACUCAGCCUCAAUCCUCCUAUUACGCAAACCAGACAUUUUAUACCUCCUCUGAUAUGCAUGCCAUGUCCCCCGGUUCUGCCGCGCUAAAAGCCCAAUCCACUAGUCUCCCCUUUCAGGACCAACUACAAUUUCAAAGCCAACUACAAUCCCAGCCACAUGCAACCGACAACUUCUCCCCCUCUCCACAAUACCCCGCCGUAUCGGCGUACUUCUCCACUGCACCCCGGGCAUCUGCCUCCAAUCUUUCGCUCCUACACAACACCACAGCCUUAAACGAGAGGAUGCGCCACAGCGACAACUCAAACUCCAUCAUAGCCAUUCCAAAUGGCAUUAGUCUUGUUGUCGCCGACGACAACAAGAGCAUCGACGAACACGAAAUAGAUUCCUUGACCGAGAUGUCGAAAUUUCUGCAGGGACAGCAAUUUCUAGAGAUGGACCGUGUGAUUACGCUUGAGGAGACCGAUUUUACAGUUGAGAUGGACUUAGAGGCUUGGGGGGGUUCGUGACAGGGGCGGGAAGAAGGCACGUAAUUUUGAUAAUGGAUAGAAAGGGA
Molecule: messenger RNA, 3051 nt
Organism: Pseudogymnoascus verrucosus
Lineage: Eukaryota; Fungi; Ascomycota; Leotiomycetes; Thelebolales; Thelebolaceae
Exons: 9
Coding region: 317-3004 (895 amino acids)
Biological process (GO): regulation of DNA-templated transcription; DNA-templated transcription
Cellular component (GO): nucleus
Molecular function (GO): DNA binding; DNA-binding transcription factor activity, RNA polymerase II-specific; zinc ion binding
Source: RefSeq, a predicted model, not a curated record